CGGAUGGUAGCUCCCGCAUUUACCAUUUUCAUUAACCACACCCACGUUGCUUGGGCAGAGCUUUGGUCGGGGGGAUCCAUGGACUCUUCUUCCGAUGCGCCGCUGCUGGCCGCGAGGUGGGAAGAGCCCGGCAGUACCAGCCGGCGCUGGUGUAGGGAAGCCGCGCAGCUGGCGGGGCUUGCGGCGCCGAUGGUGGUGGUGAUGCUGCUGCAGGUCACGAUGCAGUUCAUCUCCACCGUCAUGGUGGGGCACCUCGGCGACGUCGCGCUCGCCGGUGCGGCCAUCGCCAACUCCCUCACCAACGUCUCCGGCUUCAGCGUCCUUAUUGGACUGGCAGGCGGAUUGGAAACUCUUUGUGGGCAGGCCUAUGGAGCAGAACAAUAUCAUACAUUAUCUUUAUGUACCUACAGGUCCAUCAUUGCACUUCUUGUUGUGAGUGUGCCCAUCUCCAUUGUUUGGUGUUUCAUCCCGGAAGUACUUCCUCUCAUGGGCCAGGAACCACAAAUUGCAAAUGAGGCUGGCAAAUAUGCAUUAUGGCUUAUCCCUGGUUUAUUUGCCUUCGGUGUUACUCAAUGCUUUUCAAAGUUUCUGCAAUGUCAAAGCCUAAUAUUUCCAAUGGUUCUUAGCUCCUUGAUUACAAUUGCGGUAUUUCUUCCUCUUUGCUGGUUCAUGGUUUACAAAGUUGGGAUGGGUAAUGCUGGAGCUGCUUUAUCCGUUAGCAUUUGUGAUUGGGUUGAAGUGACUUUUCUUGGCCUUUACAUUAAGUUCUCACCCUCUUGUGAGAAAACACGCGCUCCACCAUCGUGGGAAGCUUUUAGAGGGAUUGGCAGUUUCAUGCGUUUGGCUGUACCAUCGGCUCUUAUGAUUUGUCUGGAGUGGUGGUCUUACGAGCUGCUUGUUCUGCUUUCCGGGAUGUUACCAAAUCCUGCACUGGAAACCUCUGUGCUUUCUAUAUGCGUAUCUACAAUGAUACUGUUGGCCAACCUUCCUUACGGCAUUGGAAUAGCUACCAGUGUGCGCGUCUCAAAUGAAUUAGGCGCCGGCAACACACAAGGUCCCCGCUUGGUGGUGUGUGUUGCCUUGUCUAUUGUGGUCUGCUCAGCAUUCUUAGUGAGCACAACUCUUCUAUUACUGCGCCACUUUAUUGGAAUUGCGUUCAGCAAUGAGGAAGAGGUCAGGCGUUAUGUCACAAGAAUGGUACCCCUACUUUCCAUUUCAGCAAUUACAGACAGCCUCAUGGCAGUCCUUCAAGGUGUGUCUCGGGGCUGUGGAUGGCAGCAUCUAGGGGCUUAUGUUAACCUGGGUGCCUUCUAUCUUGUUGGUAUCCCCGUUGCACUCUACUUUGGUUUUGCAAUGCAACUAAGAGCAAAGGGGUUUUGGAUUGGCAUACUGGCUGGUGGAGCCACACAGGUCACUCUCCUGUCUGUUAUUACGGCUACCACAAACUGGAACAAGAUGGCCGACAAGGCGAAGGAGAGAAUAUUUGAGGACAGGCUUCCAACACAAUAAGCGUUGAAGAACUGACAUAUGAAUUUCUUUUGGAAUGCUUUACAAUCAGAGUCUAUGAUUAGUUUUUUAUUUAAUUAUGCUUAAGAAAAUGACCGUCGAAGCUCUUGUUACACGGACGAAACAUUAUUCAUAAUUGGACAACGUGUAGUUUUUUUGGUGCUGUUACUGUUUUCUUUUGUGUGUUUCUUUCGAUGGAUGAAUGUACUUUGGUGACCAUCCUGCCAACUGAUUAUGUGAAUUUGGAAAUAACUAUUAUUGAAUAUUGA
Molecule: messenger RNA, 1775 nt
Organism: Triticum aestivum (bread wheat)
Lineage: Eukaryota; Viridiplantae; Streptophyta; Magnoliopsida; Poales; Poaceae
Product: protein DETOXIFICATION 12
Exons: 7
Coding region: 4-1509 (501 amino acids)
Biological process (GO): xenobiotic detoxification by transmembrane export across the plasma membrane
Cellular component (GO): membrane
Molecular function (GO): xenobiotic transmembrane transporter activity; antiporter activity
Source: RefSeq, a predicted model, not a curated record